UUUCUCCUUCCGGGGGGGGACUUCCUGUCUGUCUUUGACAAGCGCGGAGCGGCAGAGCUGGUGAUCGGAUCGCCUAGGAGGGCUCCGCCCCCAGCGUCCCGUGGCCAUGACAACCGCCCCGGGAGACUCCUUGUUGUGGAAGCUCGCGGGGCUGCUGCGGGAGUCCGGGGAUGUGGUCCUGUCUGGCUGUAGCACACUGAGCCUGCUGACUGCCACACUGCAGCAGCUGAACCACGUAUUUGAGCUGUACCUGGGGCCAUGGGGCCCUGGCCAGACAGGCUUUGUGGCUCUGCCCUCCCACCCCACCGACUCCCCUGUCAUCCUCCAGCUUCAGUUCCUCUUCGAUGUGCUGCAGAAAACGCUUUCACUCAAGCUGGUUCAUGUCCCUGGUCCUGGCCUCCCAGGGCCCAUCAAGAUUUUUCCCUUCAAGUCCCUUCGGCAGCUGGAGCUCCGAGGUGUCCCUGUCCACUGCCUUUAUGGCCUCCGUGGCAUCUAUUCCCAGCUGGAGACCCUGAUUUGCAGCAGGAGCAUCCAGACAUUAGAGGAGCUCCUCUCAGCCUGCGGUGGCGACCUCUGCUCUGCCCUGCCCUGGCUGGCUCUGCUUUCUGCCGACUUCAGCUACAAUGCACUGACUGCCUUAGACAGCUCCCUGCGCCUCUUGUCAGCUCUGCGUCUCUUGAACCUGAGCCACAAUCAACUCCAGGACUGCAAGGACUUCCUGAUGGACUUGUCUGAGCUCUACCAUCUGGAUAUCUCCUAUAACCACCUGUGUUUGGUGCCGAGAAUGGGACCCUUAGGAGCUACUCUGGGGACCCUGAUACUGAGAGGCAAUGAACUCCAGGGCCUGCACGGCCUGGAGCAGCUGAGGAACUUGCGGCACCUAGAUGUGGCAUACAACCUGUUGGAAGAACACAGGGCGCUGUCACCACUGUGGAUGCUGGCUGAGCUUCGCAAGCUGUACCUGGAGGGAAACCCUUUGUGGUUCCACCCUGAGCACCGAGCAGCCACCGCCCAGUACUUGUCGCCCCGAGCCAAGGAUGCUGCUUCUGGCUUCCUUCUUGAUGGAAAGGUCUUGUCACUGACUGAUUUUCAGACCUCAACAUCCUCAGAGGCCCUACCUCAGUCCUGGCUGGUGGGGAGUACCACUGAAACCUCUGGUGGCGCUGACUUGAGUGACAGCCUCUCCUCAGGGGGCACUGUGGUCCAGCCCCCAAUUCGUAAGGUUAAGAGCCGAGUUCGUGUGAGGCGGGCAAGUAUCUCCGAGCCCAGUGACACGGACCCAGAGCCCCGGACUCAGGACCCCUCCCCAGCUGGAUGGUUUGUACAGCAGCAUCGGGAACUUGAACUCAUGAACAGCUUCCGGGAACAGUUUGGCCGCGACUGGCUGCAGUAUAGGAAUCACCUGGAGACCUCUGGGAUCCCCAGCCUGGCUACCUCCAAGAUCCCUGCACUUGGCGCACUGUCCCCGGACACCCUGAGCCCUGAGACUGUGCCCAGCCCUUCCCCCCCAGAAAAGGAGUCAUCACAGGAAAUGGCAGAGGAGGUCAUUGUGGGGCCAGAGCCACAGGAAGAAGAGGAGAUGGAGAAAGAGGAGAUGGAGGAGCCAGGAAAAGAGCAGGAACAGGAGCAGCAGAAUGAAGUGGAAGAGGAGCUCUGUCGCCCCAUGUUGGUGUGUCCCUUGGAGGGGCCUCAGGGCGUGCGGGGCAAGGAGCGCUUUCUCCGGGUCACUUCUGGCCACCUGUGUGAGGUGGAACUCCAAGCAGCUCGAACCCUGGAACGGCUUGAGCUCCAGAGUCUGGAGGCAGUUGAAAUAGAGGCUGAGACCCCAGCCCAGAGGGAACCACUGCCGGAGGGCUCGGAGCUGCCCCCCAUGGCCCCUGUCCUUGCUCUGCGCUUCUCUUAUAUUUGCCCAGACCGGCACUCGCGUCGCUAUGUGGUGCUGGAGCCUGAUGCCCAAGCAGCUGUCCAGGAGCUGCUUGCUGUGUUGACCCCAGCAGCCACCAAGGCUCAUAAUCAGCUGGGGGAAACAAGAGACCAGCUGGCAGGCAGACUCCAGUGUCUACGUUGUGGCCACGAUUUCAAGCCUGGGGAAACUAGGUUGGGACUAGACAGUGUGGAGGGCUGGAGGCCUCUGUGCCAAAAUACAGAACCUCCUGCUGUGUGUCCAAACUGUGGUAGUGACCAUGUGGUUCUCCUGGCUCUGACCGUGGGAGCCCCCAGUGGGGAGCAGAGACAGGAAGAGCAGUUGCCAGCUUCCUCGCAGUCCCCCAGCAGUGUCCAUGAUGACUCUCCUGGUGACAGUGACCACAGCACCAAGGCUGACAGUACCCCAUCUCAGGCACUGGGCUCCCAGGACCGCCACAGGUGGAGCCUCAGUCCCCCCCCUGAGCGCCAUGGCCUCCGCUCUGUGGAUCACCGUCUCCGGCUCUUCCUGGAUGUUGAGGUGUUCAUCGAUGCCCAGGAGGAGUUCCAGUGCUGCACCAAGGUGCCACUGGUGUUGGCAGGCCACCCUGGGGAGUGUCUGUGUCUUGUGGUUGUGUCUGACCACAGGCUUUAUGUGUUGAAGGUGACAGGGGAGAUCUGUGGGCCUCCAGCUAGCUGGUUGCAGCCAACCCUGGCCAUUCCCCUGCAGGACCUGAGUCGCAUAGAGCUGGGCCUAGCAAGACAGAGCCUGCGCCUGGAGUGGGCAGCUGGGGCAGCCAGCUGUGUCCUGCUGCCUCGAGAUGCCAAGCAUUGCCAGGCCUUCCUAGAGGAGCUCACUGAUGUCUUGCAGUCUCUGCCCCCAACCUGGAGGAGCAGCGUCAGAGCCACGGAGGAGGAGGUGACCCCAGAGCACCGACUCUGGCCACUGCUGGAAAGAGACUCUGCCUCGGAGGCUUCCCUGUUCUUCUACCUUCAGGUGUUCCUGGUUGAAGGCCCUGCAACCUGUCCUGUGUCCCUGUUGCUGACGCUGAACACCUUGUACCUGUUAGAUGAGGACCUUGUAGGGUCCCAGGCGCAAAGCCCUCUUCCAGCAGCGUCUGGUGAAGCCUCUGAGAAGGCCCUGCCCUUGGGGCCAGGCCCUUCCUUAUGUGUCAGGGAGCAGCAGCCAUUCAGCAGCUUGAGCUCAGUGCUGCUCUAUCGCACAGCCCCGGAGGACCUGCGGCUGGUUUUCUACGAUGAGGUGUCCCGGCUUGAGAGUUUUUGGGCACUCCGUGUUGUGUGUCCGGAGCAGCUGACGGCCCUGCUGGCCUGGAUCCGGGAGCCCUGGGAGCAGUUGUUUUCCAUCGGACUCCGAACUGUGACUCAAGAGACUCUAGACCUUGACCUGUGAAGUCUCUGUGUUGACCCCACCCUGGCCUUAGGGGCUAUGGCCGCAGAUGUUCUCUUUCCAGGCUCUGGCUGUGGACUUCCCAGCCUUUGGGUGCUGGCCAGUGAGGCCCCAAAUGAUCCAUGGCUCAAGGGAAGGACGAGAGAAAAGGUCAGGCCUCUGGGUGACCUGGCCUGAGGAGACAGACUGAGUGGCCAGUAGGAAUGUUUCUCCUGCACUUUUCUCAGGUAUCAGUAAAGCUGUUUUCAUUCUAGAUGUCAUGGGUGUAUUUAGACACGUCACUCGUCACUCGUGAGGCCUGUGGUUGUUCUACCUCUUGUAACAGGAACUGCUCCGCCCACUGAGGAGCCUUGUUUGUAGAUGAGACCCUGUCUCCACCCCUACUCUGCCCCACUGAUGGGAUCAAGUUGGACUCCUGACCCCUGGGCACCAGUCCUUAGCCCCCAACACCUGCCAUGUGGCCCAGCAUGAAAACCAUUGCCUAACAAAUAGCCAGGAGGGCCAGUUAGAUUCUCACUGUCCUGUUGCAUUUGGGAACUAAUGAGGACCUGAGGCCAUUGGCAGUGGGGGCUGAAUGUGAGAGGGUGACUGGAGAGAUGGUAUGUGAGGUUGGAGUUGGUAUCUGGUGGAUUCUGCUCUUGCCUUCUCUCAGCACUGCCUCACUCCGCUGGGGGCAAGUGGGGUUGAGCCCACGCCUUCACCUCUGUCUCAUGGCUAGGGUGAUUGGUUCAGGAAUGCUUAUGUAGCCCCUUUGGCCUGCCAACACCCAGUCCUGGCCUUUUGCUGGAGCAAUCAAGAAGGAAGCAAGUUUCCCCAUGAGGGUUGCUGAGAGGAUAAGCCUGCAGCUGCUGGCCUGAGGGGAAAGCUUUCCUGGAACUGGAACUUGCAGAGAGAAGAGAGCUAAGAGGUGGAGUAAGCAGGGGUAGGCCCUGGAGGUGUCUUUGGAAUCCCUUGGUCCAACUGUGCCUGGAGGCAAAUAGCCCUGGAAUUUUAGGUGAUGUGAGCUAAGGGAGACCCCUCCUUUUGUCUUUUAGGCUUAAGCUGAUUGGAGCCAUAUAGGAGCCACUGAAAAUGACCUAACUCCAUGAACCCCCGUUCUGACUCGAACUGUCUUAGUAGGGAUCUGCUUGUAUCCAAGAAUGUGCACUGUGGAGUAGUGGCACCCACAUAUUUGUGUAGACAGGCCUUGCCCUGUUAAGAGGGCUCUGUCUGAGUGUGUGUGUGUGGUUUUGAGUACUAACGGACGAUCCGGAUCUCAUCUAUGGAGUAUUUACAUGCCAGGUGCUGAGCUAAGUGCUUGGCAGUCUGCUCUUCACAGGAGUCCUGGGAGGUGGGUGGCAUCUUGUUACAGGUGAGGAAACUGAACCUUAGUGGAGUUAAAUGACUUGCUCAAGAUCACGCCAAUAAAUGGAGGAGACGUGAUGAGUUUAGGCUUAUAUAACUUCAAAGCUGGGGCUGUAAGCCAGCAAAUCACUGGGCAACACUGCCCCCCUUCCCUGCAGGAGAUGGGUCUGUGUGCCCAGCCCCACUCACAGGGGUGAUUGCCUACCCUUCCCUGGGUUGAGGAUCUCCUGAAUAAUACUAGACUUGUCCAGGACAGGCAGAUCCAGAUGCACUGUAUUUGAAGUCUCUCUUUCCCCUAGGGUGUCAGGUGAGAUGUUAGGUGAAAUAUUAAUUCAUGGGCCAUUCUCACCUCUUCCUUUGGAGAAAACAAAGAUUCCAGAUCUUUAGGUUUUCAGUGAAAGGGCUAAGGUGUAAAAAGAGAUUGCAAAGGGACCAUAAAUAUAUAAGAGCUCCAGGGUGGGGGAAGGGGAGAGAUUUUAGGGAAGAGCAUUAGAAGCAGUGGAGGAAUAAGUCCCUUCACACUGGAGGACUUUUAGGAUGGGGGGCUCUGUGCCUUGCUCUCUGUCAUGCUCCCCAUGCCACCGAGGCAGCCGGAGAUGGCAGUUUGGAAGGACUGGCAGGAUAGGGCUGGUGACAGUUGUCCAGAUCUCUUUUGCCUGGAGAAGGGAGGUGUCCCAGAGAAUCCAAUGGGCCCCAGAAGUCAGCGGAGAGCGUUCUGGAGAGUGUUCCAGGGCCACUUCAGAAAGAUGGGACAGGCCUAGCCCCUAAAUGGGGAUGUGACCCAAUUAGAUGUGAACUGAUUGAGUUUAAAUCACUGGGCUCAUUAUAAGGAUAAAGUUGAGUUAUAGAGAAAAAAAUUGACAUAUUUGCAUACCUGGGGACUACUACAUUUCUGGAAUUCCCAUCUGUUUUUGUUGGAAAGGUCAACAGCAAAAGAUUUAGAAGGUGUGGACCUAGAGGGCAAGGGGGUGGUUCUUUAAUAGUGGCCUUGAAGUUACUGCUUCCUCCUCAACAGGCCUUCAACUUAGGGUUCCUAGGGGAGGCAUGUGUUCUGAUAACUUGGUCAGAUCUCACUGUUAAAUUUUGUUUUGGGGAAGUCCAAGGCCCCCCCCCGGAGGGAGAUGGUUGUAAUAGGCUGGAGAAGUCUUAGAUCCCCCCGUAGCCCAGUUCCACCCUUGACCCAGCCAGCCCUCUACAAACCCUGUGGCCUGGUGGAUGGAAUCCUGUGGGAAAGAAUCUGUGCAGUGUCAGCCUCAGGCUUCAUUCACGGAGGACAGGGAGUCCUUGGAUUCCAAGGGAAAGGACUGCUGGGCCCCAGGUAGGAGAAGCCUAGAGGGUGGUUAGGCCCACACUUACCAGUUCUGCCUUUCCUGAUCCCCCUUGUGGGUCAGCAUUGUUCCUGUCCUGAGAUGCGUGCAUUACAUAUUCAUUCACACGUACACUGAAUGAUUGAGUUUAUACCUUCACUGGACAGAGAUGAAUAGGACACAGGUCCUACUGCAGAGCACAUUAAAGCUUAUGUCAGGGCAGGAGGGAUUCCCAGUGGCUCAUAAACUGCCUUCUGAAAGCAACAACAUUCCCUGGGCCAGGACUGCCAGGAGGGCCCGGGAGUCAGUAUUUAAAGCUCUCUUGAAGAUUUGUAGAGGAACACCCAUAAGUAAUGAUGAGGGUAACAAUCUAAGAGCUAGGGCUUAGAGAGCCCUUCCUAUGUUCCAUGCACUGUAUAGAGCAGCUGAUCUUCUCCAGUGUUUUCCUCUGAUCACAAGAUACGGAGCCAAUUUUCUCAAGAAAAGAGCCAUCAGUUUAUAGACAUGACCCAGACCUGGAAGGCAGGUGCUGAGGCCCCAGACACAGGGUUUCUCCUGUCUGGUGGAGCCUGAUGGGUUCUCUUUCCCAUCCCCAGCAAGGCCCUGGCUGGAGAGUAGGGAGGAGAUGAAGUGAAUCUCAGAACUGGCCAGUUGGGAAAGGCUGGCUGGGGUGAAGUCCCUCAUUGACAGGCCUGCAGAAGCGUGGAGGGGCCCAGAAAGGACUGUGCAGAGGUUCAGAAAAGAAGUUCACCUACUUCUGUUUUGCUCAGAGCUGGCCUGAAUUUUUAAUUGAAGCAAAUUAAAACUUCCCAAAAAUAUUAGUCCACUUUCCUGGCAGCGUGCACACUCCCUUACCCUUCAGUGAUUUUGCACCAUCUGCGAACAAGAGCCAGUGUGGGUCCUGAGGAAGCCUUGCCCAGCCUUUGGCCCAGAGCUGCUGUCCAUGAAGGCUGGGCCCAUUUAUUUACAAGCACUUUCCCAGAAGCCCCUUCAGGUUGUGGUCCAGAUGGGGCAGGAUCAUCUACAAGCAUUUUUAGGGUGCUUUGCAAAGUGGUGUGAGGCUGGGGCAGUUCAAAGAAGAGCUUCUUCCAUUUCUUUGUGCUUAAGGUCUCUGGGAACAUUUCUGUUUUCUUUAACAAUUCAGCACCAUCCUCUGCACCCUUUGUCCUGUGGGUGCUCUUUCGUUGGUGACCCAAAAGACAAAGAUGUUGGUGUUGCUUGCCAACUAUCACCACUCCUUGGAGUGGGUGACUUUUAGCUCUGCGCCCCUCCAGGAAAAGGCGCCAGGAUGCCCCUGCUCAGACCCUGUCACGCUCUCAGCAGAUGGGACUGCUUUGCCACUGCCACUCGUAAACAGAUGUCAGUCUUCGGGGCUUGCCUUACACACCCUGCACUGUCCCCGGAGAUCGAUUCAUUUGUUCAGCCUGGCCUUGCCCCUCCAACAAGUGCUUAUUGAUCGCCUGCCUCUGGCCUUGGGCUUGCUGGCAGUGGCGGUGGAGGGAAAGGAUUCACUCCCUGAAACUGUAUGAUGCUGUAUUUUCUGUAGGAAAGAGGUGGGAGGGGAUAACAUACAUAUUCAUGUCUAACUUCUGUUUGUGUAAAUAAAUCCUAGAGGGACAGACAGAAAGGGAUAGUGGGGGACAAAAAAGAGCACAAGGCAGAAAGGGGAGGGAAUGGUGAUUUUUAGUUGCUUUUAUAUUUUAUCUAAAAUAUUUUAAAACUCUCAAAUGUAUUAUGAUUAAAAAUUACAUUAAAAAUUUAAAAAUUUAUAUGAUACCCUAGGGGGUCAGUGGCCAAACUGAGUGGGUUCCUAUGAUUUUGGAAGGGGGGAGUGGGUCAGCUUGAAGGACCCAUCUCUCUCUCAAUGGGAGAGGGUUCAUCUUUGCUGAUGAGUCAUUUCACGUGGACUGAGGGGUAAGGUCCUUCCUACUCCUUUGCCAUAAUGCUGGGGUGGCUUCUGAGAAGACCCCGCCCAGACUGGUUGCUGCUGCUGGAAAUUCAGCCACGUUUCUCUGUGAUGCUUUGCCCAUCUCUGGGCGCGUAUAGUAUUUUGCAUCUACCCACUCAAAGGCCAGUGUGGUGUGAUGGUCAUAUUGGAGAAUCACAGUGAAUUUAGAUUUAAAAAACUCAGGACUAUGCCUUAGUUUUGCAGCUCACUAUUUAACCACGAGCAAGGAACUUGCCCUUCCUGAUCCAUGGCGCCUUCAUCUACCGAGAGGGCGUGAGGCUAAUUGACUACUUGCCCAGUUCACAGAAUUGCUGAGUGCAAUAAUGUACGUGGAAGUACUGUGUGAACCAUACAGCAUGAAAUAAAUAAAUGCUGAUUUAAAAACCUA
Molecule: messenger RNA, 8297 nt
Organism: Miniopterus natalensis
Lineage: Eukaryota; Metazoa; Chordata; Mammalia; Chiroptera; Miniopteridae
Gene: STK11IP
Product: serine/threonine kinase 11 interacting protein
Biological process (GO): intracellular protein localization
Cellular component (GO): cytoplasm
Source: RefSeq, a predicted model, not a curated record